AUGACGUCCCUCGUACCGCGCACGCCGUACACAGACGAGGAGCUGCGCCGCCUCUACCCGGCCGGCCUCGAGCUGCAGCUGGUCCAAGUCCUGAUGCGCCACGGCGAGCGCACGCCUGUCUCGCCGCGGUUCCAGAAUGCGGGCCUGCACCCCUUCUGGCCCUACUGCUCGGCCGUCAAGCAGUUCCGCGCCGUCGUCCUCGAGGACGACCAGGACCCCGGCGUCGCCGGUGUCGGCGUGGGCGGCGGCGGCGCGGCCACAAAGCCAUUGGGGACGCUCGCGUGGAGGCGGCGUCUCGAGACGUUUGGCGACAACGACACGGCCGUCCUGGCCGCGGGCAAGAAGGGCGAGCUGGACGCGCUCUGCGACAUGGGCAUGCUGACGGACCCGGGCCGUGCCACGACGCUGCGGCUGGGCCAGCGGCUGCGGCAGCUGUACGUCGAGCGUCUCGGCUACUUGCCCCGGCAGCUGGGCCCCGACGACCCCGACCGGCUGUUCUACUUGCGGGCUACGCCCAUUCCGCGCGCGCUCGAGUCGAUGCAGCAGGCGUUUACCGGCCUGUACCCCGACCGCGACCGCAGCACGACGCCCGUCACAAUCGUCUCGCGCGCCCCGGCCGACGAGACCCUGUUCCCCAAUGACAGCAACUGCCGGCGCUUUGCGGCCCUGUCGCGGGCGUUUGCGCAGCGCGCGGCCGAGCGGUGGAACGACUCCGACGAGCUGGCGUACGUCACCAAAAAGAUUGGCCGCUGGAUGGACCCCGACGCGCCGCGCGUGGCCGUGGACGGACGGCCACGACUCUCUGGCGUCAUGGACACCAUCAACGCGACGCUGGCGCACGGGCCCGAGACGCGCCUGCCCAAGGAAUUCUACGACGAGCAGGUCCGGCGCAACAUUGACAAGGUGGCGCUCGAGGAGUGGUUUGCCGGCUACCACGAGUCGCUCGAGUACCGCACACUCGGCAUUGGCGGGCUCAUGGGCGACCUGACGGACCGCAUGGUGGCACAGGCCAAGUCCGCGGGCACCAGCGGCCAGAACGGCCUGUUCCGCUUCGGCCUCAGCGGCUGCCACGACACGACGCUGGCGGCCGUGUUGACCAGCCUGGGCCACACCAUGCCCACAUGGCCGCCGUUUACGAGCCACCUGGCCGUGGAGCUGUUCAAGAAACCAGCAUCCGAUGCCUCGCCGACCGCGACGCUCCCGCCGGCCCCGCCAGCCGCACCAGUAGCCACGGGCUGGUCUGCCUACUUGCCGUCGUUCCUGUCGCCGUCCAAGAAGGCUGCUGCCCCCGCGGACAUUGGCCGGAAGCCGACGUCAGCAUUGACCGACGUGGACAAGCACAAGAUGGACGGCUACUACGUGCGCAUCCGCUACAACGACGAGGUGGUGCCGAUCCCGGGUUGCAAGCCGGCCGGCAAGCACUUGGACGGCGAUGAGUCGUUUUGCACGCUGGAGGCCUUCAAGUCCAUCGUGGACAAGUACACGCCGAAGAAUUGGAAACACGAGUGCCGCAGCAACCUGAGCAAGCCCGCGUUCCCCGAGAAACCUGAACCCUCGGGCUUCUAA
Molecule: messenger RNA, 1566 nt
Organism: Sporothrix brasiliensis 5110
Lineage: Eukaryota; Fungi; Ascomycota; Sordariomycetes; Ophiostomatales; Ophiostomataceae
Product: acid phosphatase
Exons: 2
Coding region: 1-1566 (521 amino acids)
Biological process (GO): dephosphorylation
Molecular function (GO): phosphatase activity
Source: RefSeq, a predicted model, not a curated record